AUGAAAAGUAACAAGGACGAUGUCGAAAGUGGCACUCUCUACAACACCCUUAACGCCGCAACUUUCAGAAAUUUACAUAUUGAGAUAGAUAAGCUUCGUAAAACUUCUCAGACGAAAAUUGCCCAGUUGAAUGAAGAACUGGAAGAAGAGUGGAUUAAUCUUAAACGGCAAGAAACCAAAAUCGUAGAAGCCGAGAGGGAAAUCGAAACAUUAACUGCUGACAACGAGGAAUUAAAAACGUUACUGUUUUCUGAGAGACGCAGAAACAAAGAAUUGAGCAAGGGUCUGGCAGAAAGCAAGAAAAAACAACAGAAACUAAGUGAGGAAAAGGAUGAGAUCAAAUGUAGUAUGGAAAACGCAAGAGAUGAGAAUAAACGCCUUAGAGAGGAAAUUAUUGAAAAAAAUUUUUUGAUAUCGAAACAGGGUCUCAGUAUUGAAAGCGAUACGUUGGAAAUAAAGGACUUGCGAGAAGAGUUAGGGCUUAUCACCGAAAGGACAAGAUGCUUAUCUGACCAGGUUGAAGAUCUUCAGUUUGAAAAUGCUCAAAUUGCUGAGUUAUAUGAUGAGAUGCUGAGCUCUGCUGAGUCUGUGGAAGUAUUCCCUGGUAGUAUCAACAACGCGCUUAGGAAAGAUAGUGUUUUUGAAGGCGAAGACGCGGAUAACUUUGAAAUGAGUCCAUCAGUGAAGGAGAAAGCUUCAGGUGCAUUUUCUGAAGCAGCCUGCAAAACAGCGAGGGAACGUAAUGUUGGUCCAACCAUUGAUCAUGCUUCAAAUGUUAUAGAAAUCGCUCGUUUAAGAGGACAGUUGGAGCACGCUCGAUUGAAACUACAGUUCCAAGAAAGAAAUCACGAAGAGCUUUUAAUUCGUGUUAACUCGGCGGAAAAUGAGGUUGCUAAGUGUCGGAAAGAAAUUGAGUCUAAGGAAGCAGAAAGAAUUGAUAUGUACGAAGAGUGGAAGAAGUUGUUGUCAAUGGUAGAAGAAAAGGAUUCAAAGAUAAAACACUUAGAUGAGGUAACUGAACGCCUAGUAGAAGAAAAUAGUAAAUUUCAAGAAGAAACGAAAAAUUUAUUGGAGCAGAAGGGACACCUCGAGAUUAAGUUAAAAGAAAUGGAACGGAAGGUAAAACGUUUGAAUAGUGAACAUGAUCAUUCUGAGAGGGAUCAUUUACGGGAGUUGCAUGACUUGAAGCUUCAGAAUAGCGUCCUUCAGCAGCAGCUGAAUUUGAGAAAGCUCAGUGGUUUCGAAACUCCAUUAGAGCAAAGUGGACGCUUGCUGAGUUCGCGUUGGAGUGGCUCUGAACAGUCUUCUUUGUCGUCCAAAAGAGUGCUGCCUGAAUUUGCUGUUCCCCCUCUUUGGGGUUGCAGGGAAACAGAUGUUAUUUUUGACAUUCGGUCUUACUCAGUUAUACCCAUUUCAAGUGUAGAACGAGACGAAGAGUCUCACGGCGACCAAACGCUUUUAGCUAAUGAUUCUCAAAAUAAGGAUGUAGAGACACUGGAAAAAUGUCAUCAUAAAUAUUUUGAAGGGCCUCAUGAGUCCCAUUCAACUUGGCUGAAGAAGGAAGGGAGAAGAGUGUGCCCACGUCGUCGUGUCAAGUCGUCUAGUUACAUGCAGGUGGGAUCAGUCUCUUCAUGUGGUGGUGAGUAUGACAGCUGGCUCGCCCACCAGCAUUACACAAGCUUUGGUAGCUUGUAUGCGUCUUUUGGGGCUUGGUCUUUGGGAAGCAGUUCGAUUUUCUUCCUUUCCGGCUUAAAACGCGCUGAUCUCUCUAGGCAGAAGUUUCUUUUAGCUUGCACUUUAAGAGACUUUCAAAGAGCGACCUGUUUGGUAUUAUCGGAUCAAUUCCAUGGAGGUCCAGUAGGGACUCAUUCUUUUGAUUACUUAGAGUAA
Enterobius vermicularis (human pinworm) is the source of this 1890-nucleotide messenger RNA. Lineage: Eukaryota; Metazoa; Nematoda; Chromadorea; Rhabditida; Oxyuridae. The record is from the annotation of a GenBank genome assembly.